Camelus dromedarius (Arabian camel) is the source of this 3123-nucleotide messenger RNA. RefSeq names its product urea transporter 2. The record is from RefSeq and is a predicted model, not a curated record. Gene Ontology annotation, molecular function: urea transmembrane transporter activity. Lineage: Eukaryota; Metazoa; Chordata; Mammalia; Artiodactyla; Camelidae. The transcript is spliced from 11 exons. Gene Ontology annotation, biological process: urea transmembrane transport. Gene Ontology annotation, cellular component: membrane. The coding region runs from base 1059 to 2261 and encodes 400 amino acids.
UUUGGAUUACACCUCUUCCCAGACUCCAGCCCACUGGACCACCUGGCCUCAUGGGACUUGGGAGGGCAGAUUCUCUAAUAUAUAGAGCUCGGAGUCCUUUCUGGACCUGGGGUUAGGUUAUGUCUUUCUUGCUCUGAGAGGGCCCCCAGGCCCCAGGCAGCCAAAGGCAGAAAGAGGAAAGAUCUGAAAAUUUCUACCAAACCAGAAAGACAGCACCUAGGGUUGGGCUGUGCAGACACAUCCACCGAGAGGCUGAUGGCAAUACUGUCCGCAGCCUGUGCCUGCCUGUGUGGGGACUUAAAGGAGUUUAUUGAGGUUACAGGGCCAAUUGGACCUCUGAGACAACACUCAGUUAAGGGCUUUAAAGGCAAAUACUGGAGCAAGAGUUCUAAGGAGAAGAGGAACUGGGAGGCGAUGCCUGAGAAAGGACAGGGAAGCCGCUGCCAGGCAGUCCAGGCUCUGCCCCAUUAAAGGACACCUGCCUGAUCAAACCAGGCCGGGGAAACCAUGUAGCCAAAGCGAGUCUUCCCCAGGGAGUCUAGGAAGGCCAGAGAGUGAGUGAUCUGCAGGACUCGCAUUCAUCCGCCUCACCCUCUUCCUCCAUGGUACCCUUCCCCAACUGGAAGCCGGGCACCAGGCAGAGGGUUAGGAGAUGCAGGGGAAGUUUACAGAAUGCCAGCAAGAGGGUGAGCUGGAGGGCUACGGGAAGUGAAGGGGUUCGGGUUUAGGGAGAAGUCCAGCGCCUGAGCUGAGGAGCAGAGACGCCACCCAAUUGGAAAGAAGCUUCUUCCCCAAAUCCCGGUGGUCUAGAGUCCUCCAGCCCUGUGCAGGAAACCUGAAGGAGCUCAGGCGGCGCUGGGGGGCAGCCACCCACGACGAGCCCAAAGGCCGAUGAGGGCUCAGAGGCCGUGCUCCCCAAGCCCAGGAACGUGUUCCACAUCGAGUGGUCUUCCAUUCGGAGGAGGAGCAAAGUGUUUGGGAAAGGCGAACAUCAGGAGAGACACACCAAAGACUCUUCUCUAUCUCAAUACCGGAAGCCCACAGUUGAGUUGCUGGAUAUGGACACCAUGGAGGAGAGCUCGGAGAUAAAGGUGGAAACAGGCGUCUCCAAGACUUCCUGGAUUCGGAGUUCCCUGGCCGCCAGUGGGAAGAGGAUCCGCAAAGCCCUCGGGUACAUAACGGGAGAGAUGAAGGAGUGCGGAGAGGGACUUAAAGACAAAUCCCCAGUGUUCCAGUUCCUCGACUGGGUCCUCCGGGGCAUGUCCCAGGUGAUGUUCGUGAACAACCCCCUCAGCGGCGUCCUCAUCGUCCUCGGCCUCUUCAUCCAGAACCCCUGGUGGGCCAUCGCGGGCUGCCUGGGCACCGUGAUGUCCACCCUGGCAGCCCUCAUCCUGAGUCAGGACAGAUCUGCCAUCGCAGCCGGACUUCACGGCUACAAUGGGGUCCUGGUGGGGCUGCUGAUGGCCGUGUUCUCGGACAAAGGCGACUAUUACUGGUGGCUUCUGCUCCCCGUCAUCCUUAUGUCCAUGACUUGCCCCAUCCUCUCCAGUGCCCUGGGCACCAUCUUCAGCAAGUGGGACCUCCCAGUCUUCACGCUGCCCUUCAACAUCGCGGUGACCCUGUACCUGGCGGCCACAGGCCACUACAACCUCUUCUUCCCCACGACGCUGCUGCAGCCCAUCUCCUCCGUGCCCAACAUCACCUGGUCGGAGGUCCAGGUGCCCUUGCUUUUGAGAGCCAUCCCUGUUGGGGUCGGCCAAGUGUACGGCUGCGACAACCCCUGGACUGGAGGCAUCUUCCUCAUAGCUUUGUUCGUAUCGUCACCUCUUAUUUGCUUGCACGCCGCGAUCGGAUCCACCAUGGGCAUGUUAGCAGCUCUCACUCUGGCGACGCCCUUCGACUCCAUCUACUUCGGCCUGUGUGGCUUCAACAGCACGCUGGCCUGCAUCGCCAUAGGGGGCAUGUUCUACGUCAUCACCUGGCAGACCCACGUCCUCGCCGUCGCCUGCGCACUGUUUGCAGCCUACCUGGGCACCGCGCUGGCUAACGGGCUAUCCGUGUUCGGAUUACCUCCCUGCACCUGGCCCUUCUGCCUCUCCGCCCUCACCUUCCUGCUCCUGACAACCAACAACCCCGCCAUCUACAGGCUCCCGCUCAGCAAAGUCACCUACCCGGAGGCCAACCGCAUCUACUACCUGUCCCAGGAGAAAAAUAGAAGAGCCUCGACCAUCACGAAGUACCAGGCCUACGAUAUCUCUUAAGCUGCCCUUUCCGAAACAUGUCACCGUAAGUUCAGCCCUCGGCAGGCUGUCCAGGCACCCGGGCUGAAGGCCGCUGCAACUCUCCUGUCUGUCCUGUGAUUCUGCCCCAAGCAAGCCUGCCGGCAAGUUAUUCCCAAAAACGGGGGAAUCUGCAUGCCAUCACCACUCAGGAACCUCUCUGUUCCAAGGUGCACAACACUUAGCAAAGAUAGGAUUCGUUUAGAGUUUAUACCCAUAGCUCACUGCACACCAGCUCCCUUCGAAGGGAGUUUUCCCUCUUUUGCAAAGUAAGCCACAUCCCUGAAGAGAACUCACCAGAAGGGGACGGAGAUUGGUGACGUGAUCAGCCAACUCAGUCAUUUAAUACAGUGUCAGGAAAUGAGCCUAGAAGGCAAAAGGGCCGUUUGCCCCCCGCUCUGCCCCUAAUGAACUCCUACCACUUGGGUGAAUCCAUCCCCCGCUCUCAGCCUCGACUACUUAGUGGUUUCAAAACAGGGAGGGACCUUUCAGUCCCCUCCACCUCAGAUGUGUUGAUUCUUCCUUCUCCUGUAAACUGAUGAUAUUAGCAUAACUAACAAAUAACUACCUUGAGCUAAAAAUGGAAGGACUACCUAGAGAAGAGGUCAGACAACUUCAAUGUUCGAUGGAGAUUCAGCCUUGAGUCAUGAGAAGAUGUUUUCCAGGCUUGGGGUUGGAAACUUAAAUUCACGGGAAAUGCCAACGUGCCUUCCUUUACAUGACAGGUAUUUCUGGAAGUGUCAUCAGAUGAAAACUGAUCUUUUUCAACAUUCAAAUCAUAUUUUAAACGUGUUUCUCUUAUAAUAUUCAUAAGCCUACUCUCAUUAAACAGCUAAGCUUGCAA